This is a messenger RNA of Ziziphus jujuba (common jujube), 4723 nucleotides long. Its product is annotated as putative disease resistance RPP13-like protein 1. The transcript is spliced from 2 exons. Gene Ontology annotation, biological process: defense response to other organism. The coding region runs from base 911 to 3067 and encodes 718 amino acids. Lineage: Eukaryota; Viridiplantae; Streptophyta; Magnoliopsida; Rosales; Rhamnaceae. The record is from RefSeq and is a predicted model, not a curated record. Gene Ontology annotation, molecular function: ADP binding.
AGAUCUAAAAACAAUAAAAUCCAAAAGAUUGAAGGAUAAAAGAAGAGGGCAUUUUCGGAUUUUAAUAUAAAAGGAAGUGUAUAAGGCUGGUUUACGGGUGUAUCUAGAACUUUUCAGCGUUUCAAUCCAAAGGGUGUAUGUAAGGCUGGCUUUGGGGGUAUCUAGAACUUUCCAAACCUUCAAUGAGUAGAGUAAAAGCCGAUUAGUUAAGUUGGGCCCUACCAUCAAUUAUAUUGUUUUCUAUUCUGUCUUUCUCAGCUUUCACCUUUUUGCUUUUGAAGAGUCAACGAAGACUUGCUAUACUCUCUCUAAUAAAAACGCCGUUCUGAUUUCUGAGCCUUCCUUUCAUCUCAAUUUCAAAUCUGUUUUUCGAAAGACCAACUACGGCUCUCGAACUGGUUCCUGGAGCUUUCCUCUCUGCUUCACUUGAGCUUUUGUUUUCCAAAAUGGAUUCUCGGGAGGUCGUUGAUUUCAUUCGUUGAAAGAAGAUCCGUCGAAAAAAGAUCGAAGAAUGGCCCAGGAAGUUGUAGACCAUGUUAUUGACAGCUAAAAAAUUACUGAACGAUAGUGAGAGGAAACAAAUCACUGAUGGAGCUGUGAGGGAGUGGCUUCAGGACCACAAAGACACAAUCUACGAUGCAGAGGACUUGGUUCCUGAGAUCAACGAUGAAGCUUUACGAUCCAAAAUGGAAGCUAAUCAAUCUAGAAGACGAAAAAUGCUGUUCAAGGUACGCAACUUCCUACCAUCUAGAUUCGAUGUUAAGCAAGUAGAAGAAAGGAUAGAGAAUAUCAUUAGCACCCUGCAAUUUAUUCUGGACCAAAAGGAUGGCCUUCGUUUGGUAUCGAAACGUUCUGAUUUCUGAGCCUUCCCUUCAUCUCAAUUUCAACUCUGUUUUUUGAAAGACCAACUAUGGCUCUUGAACUGGUUGCUGGAGCUUUCCUCUCUGCUUCACUUGAGCUUUUGUUUUCCAAAAUGGAUUCUCGAGAGGUCGUUGAUUUCAUUCGUGGAAAGAAGAUCCGUGGAAAGAAGAUCGAAGAAGGGCUCAGGAAGUUGAAGACCAUGCUAUUGACAGCUAACAAAGUACUGAACGAUGCUGAGAGGAAACAAAUCACUGAUGGAGCUGUGAGGGAGUGGCUUCAGGAGCUCAAAAAUGCAAUCUACGAUGCAGAGGACUUGGUUUAUGAGAUGAAAAAUGAAGCCUUGCGAUCCAAGCUGGAAGCUAAUCAAUCUAGAAGACGAAAAAUGCUGUUCAAGGUACGCAACUUCCUACCAUCUAGAUUCGAUUUUAAGAAAGUAGAAGAAAGGAUAAAGAAUAUAAUUAGCACCCUGCAAUUUAUUCUGGAACAAAAGCAUGGCCUUCGUUUGAUUGAAGGUGUCGAAACCAAACCUUUUCGAAGGAUAUCUGAAGCUACUUUGGUUAAAGAAUCUGAUAUUUAUGGGAGGGAUGCUGAUAAGGAAGCCAUCAUGAAGCUGCUGUUAUCUGAUCAUCAAGUGGGUGGUGAUAAAAUAUGUGUUAUUCCCAUCGUUGGCAUGGGUGGGAUUGGCAAGACCACCCUUGCUCAGCUUGUUUACAGGGAUAUUGACAACAAAGUCAUGGAGAAACUUUUUGAUGUGAAAGCAUGGAUCACAGUGUCUGAUGAAUCUGAUGUGUUUACCCUGACAAAAAUGAUUUAUCAGGCUGUAACUGAAUCAGAAAAAUGGAGUAUCACAGAAACAUUUCAACUUCAACAUAAACUGGAGCAGUUUUUGGAUGGGAAAAAAAUUCUCCUUGUCCUUGAUGAUAUAUGGAAUGUGAACUAUCAAACUUGGUGUGCAUUAAAGAUUCCAUUUGAUUCUGCUGCAAAUGGAAGUAAAAUCAGCAUAACAACACGCAAUGAAAACAUUGCAGCAAAGAUUGGUAAUGUCCCAAAGCAUGAACUGCAAAUGAUAUCGGAUGAAGAUUCUUGGCGGUUAUUUUCAAAACAUGCUUUCAGUAGUGUAGAGCCAAUAGCAUAUCCAGAUCUUUUGGAAGUAAUUGGUAGAAAAAUCAUAAAAAAAUGCAAAGGUCUACCUUUAGCAGUAAAGUCACUAGGUGGUCUUUUGCAUUCGGAACUAGAUCCCAAGGCUUGGGAAAACGUACUAGAGAGUGAUAUAUGGGAGUUACCACAACAUGAGAAUAAUAUUCUUCCAGCUUUAUGGUUGAGUUAUUACUAUCUGCCUCAACAUUUAAAACGAUGUUUUGCUUAUUGCUCAAUAUUUCCCAAAGAUUAUACAAUUGAAAAGGGAAAAUUAAUUAGACUUUGGAUGGCAGAAGAUCUUUUGCAACCCCAUAGAAACAAGCCACUGGAAGAAGUUGGAAAUGAAUAUGUUAAAGAUCUAGUAUCGAGGUCAUUCUUUCAUGUUUCCUCAUUUGGUGGACUUACCAUGCAUGAUCUUCUGAAUGAUCUUGCUCAAUUUAUAUCAGGAGAAUCUUGUUUGACGUUGGAUGACAACUACUCAUGGGGCCUUAUGACAAAAAAGACUCGUCAUUUAUCACUUUUGAGGUAUCAGUCCUAUGAUAUCAAGAAAUUAAGAGCUGGUUGUGAAAAUAAGGUUUUGCGCACUUUGCUAGUAUUAGAUGCUGGGUUUAUAUCCAAAGAACAAUACGACAUAAGUUUUACACAAUUGCAAUCAAUGCAAUACCUAAGAGUGCUUUCUAUGCCUAGAAAUACAUUUAGACAUAGGAAUCCUCUUAGUACAAAGGCGUUUGAUUCAAUUGGUAGUUUAACGCUUUUACGGUAUUUGGAUUUUUCUGGUUCUGAAAUUAAAGAAGUACCUGAUAUACUUUGUUCACUGCACAAUUUGCAGACACUAAUAUUGUAUUUUUGUCUUGAACUUACUCAGUUGCCUGAUACAAUUGAUAAUUUGAAGCAUCUAAGGUACUUAGACUUAUCUUAUAGCGCAAUUGAAAGGAUACCUGACACGAUAUGUAAUUUGCACGACUUGCAUACUCUAAAGUUGAAUGGCUGUAAGGAGCUUACUGUUUUACCAUCCAAUAUCACAAUGCUAAGCAAUUUGCAACAUCUCAACAUUUGGGGACAAGUUUAAGUGAGAUGCCACCGCAACUAUUGAACUUGAAAAAUCUGGAAAGUUUAAGACAGUUUGCUGUAGGCAAAAAGAUUGAACGUAAGUUUCAAAAUCUGCAUGGUAAUUUGUGCAUUACAAAUCUUGAGAAUGUAGUAAAUGUUGAAGAUGUUUCGGAGGCCAAUUUGAAGGAUAAGAAGCUUAUUCGUGAACUGAUCGUGGGGUGGAAGGGUGAUAGUACUAAAGAUUCAUAUGGAGCAUGGAAGGUACUUGAGAGACUUCAACCUCACACAGAUAAUCUUGAAAGACUGGAAAUUAGAAAUUAUGGAGGUAGAAGCUUCCCAGGUUGGAUAGGACAUCCUUCAUUCCGUGGGGUGGAAGGGUGAUAGUACUAAAGAUUCAUAUGGAGCAUGGAAGGUACUUGAGAGACUUCAACCUCACACAGAUAAUCUUGAAAGACUGGAAAUUAGAAAUUAUGGAGGUAGAAGCUUCCCAGGUUGGAUAGGACAUCCUUCAUUCUUUGGUAUAUAUUCUCUGAGCCUAUUUGGUUGUAAAAAUUGUUGUUCUUUGCCAUGUCUCGGACAAUUACCUUCCUUACGACUCCUGACGAUUGAGGGAUUUGAUUUGGUGGAAAGAAUAGGCUAUGAAUUUUAUUGUGAUAGUUCUUCUUUAGUUGACAGUAAACCAUUUGAUUCAUUAUGAUAUUUAAGGUUUUCAAAUAUGCAACGGUGGAAGGAGUGGUCAUUGAUGGGAUGGAGCAAACAAGUUGGUGUUGGAGUUUUCUCAAAUCUUAAGUAUCUUAUUUUUUCAGACUGUCCGAAGCUAAAUGGAGCGUGCAUACCAGAUUAUCUUCCAUCCUUGACCAAUCUUCCCAUAAGUGGAAGUAGUGACCAUCUGGUGGGUUUAUUAUCAAGGUGUGAAUAUCCAUCGCUUGAUGAGUUGCAUUUACAAUAUUGUCCACCAAUGCAGUCGUUUCCACAGGGGAAGAGGGUUGGCCCUGCAACUUAAAGUCAUUUCAAAUAAACCAAUGUGAGAAGGUGUUUGCGGAACCCAUAGAGUGCAAUCUGCGGAUGCUCACUACUCUUACUUCUCUGAAUCUCAAUUUCCUGCCAAACCUCAAAUCCUUAAAUGGGAUGGGUUUUGGAUGCCUUGUCUCCCUUAAAAAAUUGUACAUUAUAGCAUGCCGUCAGUUCCGGUGCUUGGUAGACGAAGAUGAAGGGCUGCCAACCUCUCUGACUACUCUUCAGCUCUGUUAUCUUCCAGAGCUCAAAUCACUAAACGCCAGUGCCUUUCGAAACCUCACCUCCCUUCAAAAUUUGCAGAUUACUAAAUGCACACUUCUUUAGUGCUUGCCAGAAGAAAGGCUGCCAGAAUCUCUUUCUGUAUUGGAUAUUGGAGGCUCUGAUUUACUAAUUCCACGCUGCCAGAGAGAGACAGGGGAAGAUUGGCCCAAGAUUGCUCACAUCCCUCACAUAUCGUAUACAUAUGACGAUAAAUAAGUCAACGAUCUGUAUUCUACAUAUGAUUGUCCAUCUUGUCUAAACGUUUUCAGGCUCUUUAUUAUUACUAUUUUUCUUUUACACCCUUUCAAAUGUAAUACUUUAUCAUUACUACUUUUCUGUUUCUAGUCGAACUCAAUAUAACCGCCACUCAUUCUAAAAGUUCUCCAUAACUAAUUCA